UCAGAACUCCUCUCUCCAUCCAGCUCCUCCUGCUUUGGAUUAGAGUUGAAUCAGGACCGAAGUGUCUCCUCUCAGUCCAGAAGGUUUCCAGAGGCUUGUUCAGGGCCAGCUUUACGCUGCAGAAUGGCAGCUCUGUUCUGUUUGACUCUGAUGGUUGCUGCACUUCUGCUUCCUCUCAGAACUGAUGCUGCAGGUCAGAACCCAGACCAUGUUUUGCUGGGGGAGAGUGGGAAACCUGAGGCCCGGCGGACUGGUGAGGACUCAACCAUCGCACCUGAGGACUUGCCUCGAUUCCUGAGCUGCUACUGCUCAGGACACUGUCCCGAUGACGCCACCAACAACACCUGCCAGACCAAUGGUCAGUGCUUCGCUAUCAUUGAGGAGGACGAGCAUGGAGAUGUUCUGCUCACCUCCGGCUGCAUGAAGUACGAAGGCUCCCACUUCCAGUGCAAGGACUCUCCCAACGCUCAGACCAGGAGAACAAUUGAGUGCUGCGACACACAUUUCUGUAACGAAGACUUGAGGCCCACCCUGCCGCCGCGGAUUCCCAUCGAGAGCAGCUCCCAUUGGCUAGCCUUCCUCAUCUCCAUAACCGUCUGCUGCUGCACUCUGAUCUGCAUCACCAUCGUCUUCUACUACAGAUAUAAGUGGCAGUCUGAACGUGAGCGGUAUCCUAAAGACGUGGAACAGGAAGUCUUUAUCCGAGGAGGAGAAUCGCUCAAAGAUCUCAUUCACCAGUCUCAGAGCUCCGGCAGUGGCUCAGGGCUCCCCCUGCUGGUGCAGAGGACCAUCGCCAAGCAGAUCCAGAUGGUUCGUCAGAUUGGAAAAGGUCGCUACGGCGAGGUGUGGUUGGGCCGCUGGAGAGGCGAGAAGGUGGCCGUCAAAGUCUUCUUCACCCGUGAGGAGACCAGCUGGUUCCGUGAGACUGAGAUCUAUCAGACGGUCCUGAUGAGACACGAGAACAUCCUCGGCUUUAUUGCAGCAGACAUCAAAGGCUCAGGCGCCUCCACGCAGCUCUUCCUCAUCACCGACUACCACGAGAGCGGCUCUCUGUACGACUACCUGAAGCUGACCACGCUAGACGCUCAAACGCUGCUACGACUCGCCUACUCGGCCGCCUGCGGCCUCUGCCACCUGCACACGGAGAUCUACGGCACGCAAGGCAAGCCGGCCAUCGCCCACCGAGACUUGAAGAGCAAAAACAUCCUGGUGAAGAAGAACGGCACCUGCUGCAUCGCCGACCUCGGGCUCGCCGUCAAGUUCAACAGUGACACAAACGAGGUGGACAUCCCUCUGAGCACUCGAGUGGGGACAAGGCGCUACAUGGCCCCCGAAGUCCUGGAGGAGAGCCUCAACAAGAAUCACUUCCAGGCCUACAUCAUGGCCGACAUCUACAGCUACGGCCUCAUUGUGUGGGAGAUGACCAGACGCUGCGUCACUGGAGGUAUUGUGGAGGAAUAUCAGUUGCCAUAUUACGACACGGUGCCCUCUGACCCCUCCUAUGAAGACAUGCUGGAGGUGGUUUGUGUUAAAGGACUUCGGCCGACAGUAUCCAAUCGUUGGAACAGUGACGAGUGCCUUCGAGCCAUGCUGAAGCUGAUGUCAGAGUGCUGGGCCCAUAACCCCGCCUCCCGACUCACCAUCCUUAGAGUGAAGAAGACGCUCGCCAAGAUGGUGGAGUCCCAGGACAUCAAGAUCUGACCCCGCUCCUCUGUCCUCUGCCUCCUACACACGUGUCCAUCUCUCUGAACUCUAACCAAAUCAGACUGAACCGGUUCUCCCAGCCCGCCUCCUUCAUCGGGAGGAGGAAGAGAACGUGGGAGAAAAGAGAAAAUAACCUUCCUGAGAGCUGAACUGUGUUUCUCCUUCACUUCCACAGAGUUCUUCAUAUGGAACAAAACAUCUGGGUUCAACGCUUUCUGUGAAAGCCAAACAUGACGAUAAAUACCAUUUGACUGGGACGAGAGGAACAGAGAAAAGCAGCCAAUUUUAGUUUUCAUUUUUUAUUUUCAGGAUUGAGUUCUCCUGCCAUAAAGGAAUAUAUCUCCAUCUUCUAGUAGGUUCUUUCUGAACUGAACAAGGUACUCUGAGAAGAAGUGGACUGAAACGUGUAAAUAAUGUUGGUUAGACACUCGGCUUCACCUGAGAGCUCCGUGGAGUUCAGCCAACUCCUCCAAGAGACGUCUGCCGUCCAGUUUGUCUGUCCACUUCCUGUUUGUCUGUCUCACGGAGAUCCUGUGGUACGUAUAGGGCGGAGCUUCUUGGCAGGGCGGGGCUACAUAUCCAGCUCCACCCAUGAGCUAAUAGAAACCACCAGGAGUUUCUUUGGGGUGGUUACAUGUUGCAGUAGUGAACACCUAAUAAUUCCUUAUUUUGUGUUCUGUUCAGAAUUAAACGCCUUCAAACUAAAACUACAUAAUAAAAUAAUGUUGCAGAAUUUUCUGGCUAUAUGCUUAAAGAUUGUGAAUGAGAAGUGAAAAGGAAAAUUUAAGAAGAAAAGUUGAAUCUUCAGUUAGCAAGAAUAAAGAGCCCUGCAGAAUUUAUCAGGAAGCCCCAAUCUAAAAGAUUUGCACCCAUAAUUGUGUAGUCACGUGACCUACGUUCUCACCUGGCACAGAACUUUAAAUAUUUAAUAUCAAGAAUAUUUUAUAAUGAACUGGUUCAGCACAGCAAAGAAAAUACACCUUAUAAACACUCCAAAAGUAUUAAAAUUGAUAUUCUGAUAUAAAAAAAAAGGAACAUUUGUUUCUGUUUCGGUGCACCUAGGCUAACAGUUGAUCUUCAAGUCUAGUCUACAGUGAUGCUUUAAAGUUUGUGAACUCUUUAUAAUUUUCCAUAUUUCUGCAUAAAAUAUGACGUAAAACAUCAUUAGAUUUUCACAUAA
Messenger RNA from Nematolebias whitei (Rio pearlfish), 2884 nucleotides. RefSeq names its product bone morphogenetic protein receptor type-1A. Gene Ontology annotation, molecular function: transforming growth factor beta receptor activity, type I; SMAD binding; ATP binding. The coding region runs from base 124 to 1701 and encodes 525 amino acids. Gene Ontology annotation, cellular component: signaling receptor complex; plasma membrane. Gene Ontology annotation, biological process: BMP signaling pathway; cellular response to growth factor stimulus; dorsal/ventral pattern formation. Lineage: Eukaryota; Metazoa; Chordata; Actinopteri; Cyprinodontiformes; Rivulidae. The record is from RefSeq and is a predicted model, not a curated record. The transcript has 11 exons.